GUGAGUAGAGUAGAGUAGAGUGAGAUUCAACAGGAAUUACUGUAAACAAACAUGAAUUAACUAGCAUUGUGGUCGCUUUCACUGCAAUAAAUGUGUCUGUAAGAGAUUACAUCACCCGCCCACCAUCUUGUCGGCUCUGCACUGCGCUGCUCUGCACUGCUCUGCUCUGCUCCGUCAAUUUGCUCUCUGAAGGUUUAAACUUUACCAAAACCCAACCACUAUAUUCCCCCAAUUCCUUAUCGGUCCGAACUUCAAAUUACAUAUCUUUGAGGUUGAGGUGCGACGAUGAGAAACUUAGCUGCAGAUGCCAAUUGAGAGAGGAUCCAAAGGGGAUGACGAUGAGUUGGAGACGAAGUUUCGGUGAAUUCCAUGGAUUUUUGUUGUUUUCUUCUUCUUCUUCAGUGGGAGUCGUCAAGGAUAACGAUGAUGAGCAAACUCAUGCUUUGGUGGAUUACGCAAUGCGUUUGGCGUUCUACGCCGGCCUCACUGCAAUAUUCUUGAUGAUCACUGCCUUGAUCAUCAAGCUCAUGUGGAACUGCGACGAGGAAGAAGGCGGCGGAGGAGGAGAGGCCGCGAGGGAGAGCAGCAGAUUGCUGCCGUCUAAGAAGAAAUCAGGAAGAGGAGGAGGUGAAGGUAGCAACUAUGGCGGCACGGGCAGCAGCCCGGAUUUAGAAACGGGCAGCAACGCCACGUCAUCGUCGUCGUCCGAUGACGAGCUGUACGAUGGGCAGAUAUGUGUGAUAUGUUACGACGACCAGCGGGAUUGCUUCUUCGUCCCUUGUGGCCAUUGCAUUGCUUGCCACACCUGCGCAGCCAGGAUUAUGAAGGAGGAAAGCAAGAGUUGCCCCAUUUGCAGAGGGAUCAUAGAAAAGAUAAGAAAGCUACACAUCCUUUGAGAAAGACGACGACAACGACCCAACAACCAUUGUAGAUUGUGUGGUGGUGUUCAAAAUUCAUUGAUGUAAUAAGUAGAAGAAAUGGCACCAAUCAUGCCAAUUUGUAAAAUUAAUACUAUGCUGAUUUUUCAAAUAAACACUUAAAUUAUCUAAUAAAAAUCAACUAUUAUAUGUGAUGCUAAUUGAU
Messenger RNA from Andrographis paniculata, 1083 nucleotides. RefSeq names its product E3 ubiquitin-protein ligase APD1-like. The transcript is spliced from 5 exons. The record is from RefSeq and is a predicted model, not a curated record. The coding region runs from base 333 to 896 and encodes 187 amino acids. Lineage: Eukaryota; Viridiplantae; Streptophyta; Magnoliopsida; Lamiales; Acanthaceae.